Gossypium raimondii (Peruvian cotton) is the source of this 635-nucleotide messenger RNA. RefSeq names its product major pollen allergen Ole e 10. Bases 41 to 445 code for a protein of 134 amino acids. The transcript has 2 exons. NCBI's taxonomy places the organism in Eukaryota, Viridiplantae, Streptophyta, Magnoliopsida, Malvales, Malvaceae. The record is from RefSeq and is a predicted model, not a curated record.
AAAAAAACAAGGACCAAAAUCAUAAAAACAAAUUGGAAUCAUGAAAUCAUUGAGCAGUGCUUCUUUCCUCCUCCUCAGCACGGUUGUCUUCCACCUCUUCUCCUCCGCCGCCGCCGUUGAAACCGAUGCUAAGCCCCCUAUAAUUUCCAAGGGUGAUUCGAAAUUAAGCCAAAGCGAUGGUAGGAAGUUUUGUGUGUCGAAACCCGAAGCUAGUGAUGCUCAAUUGAAAAAAAACUUGGAUUGGGCAUGCAAGGAAGGCAUCGAUUGCAGUCCGGUUGAACCGGGAGCGGUUUGCGAUGAUCCGGCCAGCCUGAGGUCUCGUGCAAAUUAUGCCAUGAAUACUUACUAUCGAACGAGAGGUGAAACUAAAAAUGCUUGUGAUUUUGAAGGCACUGGUCGACUCAUCGAUACCAAUCCAAGUUAUGGCGAAUGCACAUAUCUUUGAAGGAUGGUCCUUUGGUUGACACAUGGGCCACUUUUUUUUUUAUAUAAGAAAAUGGUCAAAUUCCAAGUUUAGUCCUUAUAUUAUAUUCAAAUUUAAGAUUAUACACCGACGGUCAAAUUUGAAGCUUGGUCUCUAUACUACACUCAUAUCUAACAUUUAAUCUGUACACUUAAACUUUUUUUAUAUAAAU